CGGAGAUGGAGAUGGGGGUGAAUUGAAAAUAGAGACGAUGUUGAAGAGGCUCGAGGUGAAGUCAUGUUGCUGGUGCCCGAAAGCUUAGUCAGCCGCCUAAGCCACAUCUUUCCGAAUCACGUGCAACCUAUACCCUCUGGUCAAACAGAUAUCAAUCACAUCUCACAUCUACCGCUAGCAAUUGUCAUACUGUAUAACUUUCAGAUUACAGGACCCUACAUGCAUCAUAGCAGAUCUUUACCAUUGUAUUAAGGGCAGAAAAGAGAACAAAGACGAUGAAAGACUCGGGACCUCGAGUCCUAAAUGUCCUACCUAUGCAGCCGCCGAAUGCAGCAAACCAUUAUGUCCCGUCACAUUAGAUUAUUUGCCAUACCACGUCCCGUGGCACUACAACGACAACAACCCGCCCAGAGUUUGCCCAUACGCCAGUUUGCAACCCCAUCACGCAACGGAUCCGGCUCAGAAUCUCCCUACUCAGACGAGGAAUACGCAGCUGCUCGGGAAUGGGCGUCGAAAUUCAAGCCGGGCUCAUUACCACGGGACCUGGCACAAACACGAUUUGACCGGUCAUCAGGUAAGGGCGGACAGCAUGUGAACAAAACAAAUUCAAAGGCCACAAGUGCGUGGCAGAUCAAGUCAAUAGCGCCCUAUGUGCCUGCUAUGGUGACCAAGGAACUGCGUGCGUCGCGGUAUUACUCUAGGAAUUCUGAUUGCCUCACCAUUGCCUCUCAGGAAGGUCGCGUGCAGCGCGAUAAUGAGGAUAAUUGCCAUGAGAAGCUCUAUGAGCAUAUCACGGAUAUCACUAAGCGUAUCAUCCCCGGUGAGACGUCGGCGGCUGCGAAGGCAAAGGCAGCAAGGCAAAAGAAAAUCGGAAAUGCCAUCCGUUUACAGUCCAAGAAGGAGCACAGUAUGAAGAAGCAAUCCAGGAGCAGCAAAGGGGGGGAUUAUUAGGACAGCAGGGUCGUCGCAAAUGAACGGCAUGCUGUCCACUGGGUUUAGUGAAAGGCCCGAAAGAACUAAUAGCCAACUGAUAAACUGGAUAUCAUAGUUGGAAGUGGGCCUUGGAGUCUGCCGUCGGGGGCAGAUUUACUGUAAGGGGAUCGAUCCAAGGCAAGGCAGUCGAUGAACGAACCAAAAUCUCAGGCGGAAUCAAAUGUAAAAUAAUAGCCACAAGUAUAAUAAUUAUAUAGAUACC
Molecule: messenger RNA, 1195 nt
Organism: Pseudogymnoascus destructans
Lineage: Eukaryota; Fungi; Ascomycota; Leotiomycetes; Thelebolales; Thelebolaceae
Exons: 4
Coding region: 304-951 (215 amino acids)
Biological process (GO): mitochondrial translational termination
Cellular component (GO): mitochondrial large ribosomal subunit
Molecular function (GO): translation release factor activity
Source: RefSeq, a predicted model, not a curated record